This is a messenger RNA of Uloborus diversus, 1188 nucleotides long. RefSeq lists its product as uncharacterized. Gene Ontology annotation, molecular function: RNA polymerase II cis-regulatory region sequence-specific DNA binding; DNA-binding transcription factor activity, RNA polymerase II-specific. The record is from RefSeq and is a predicted model, not a curated record. The coding region runs from base 1 to 1188 and encodes 395 amino acids. The transcript has a single exon. NCBI's taxonomy places the organism in Eukaryota, Metazoa, Arthropoda, Arachnida, Araneae, Uloboridae. Gene Ontology annotation, biological process: regulation of DNA-templated transcription; anatomical structure morphogenesis; cell differentiation.
AUGUCUUCACAUAUGAUUUAUAAUGCAUUUACGGGUGAUGGUUCAUCAUCGUCCUCGAGUCCACUUUCAUAUUAUAAUAUGGACACACCAUCUUCUACUCCUUAUACAGAUGCUAUAAAGUGUAGGAAAGUUGUUGACCAUGUCAAAAGGCCUUUAAAUCCAUUCAUGGUUUGGAGUCAAAUUGAACGAAGGAAGCUUGUUCAUUAUAAUCAGGACUUGCAUAAUGCCGAAAUCAGUAAAUUGCUGGGAAAACGCUGGAGGCAGUUAACUGCUGAAGAAAGAAGACCAUUUAUUGAUGAAGCCGAAAGGCUUCGCUUACUUCAUGUCCAAGAAUUUCCAGAGUAUAAAUAUAAGCCCAAGCCGAAAAAGAAUCCAAGAAAUCCGACUCCACUUAAGCCCAGACCAGCUAUUCUAUCCAAACCAAACUUGCAAAAAAAGAAGGCCCCCUGUCAAUCUUUCCCACCUGCUCCAGAAUUGCCAAUUUUUGCUUUGAGAGUACCUGAAACACCUUCUAGUAAGUAUAAGUUAGUUAAUACUUUGCACAGAAAGAUACUUCCUAAUCCACAGAAUUUCCUUCCUAAUCCUCAGAUACUUCCUAAUCCUCAGAAAAUUUAUCAGAAUUCCCUUCAUAAUCCUCAACUAAACACAAACCAAGAUUCUACAGAAGUGAAGAACAGAAAUUAUGAAUUAUCUUUUCAAAUUGACCAAACAUUUCAAGGAAAUGCUAGUACAUCAAAGGGAACAGUUGGGUUUAAUAAACGUAAAUCAUAUUUGCCGGCGACUUAUGCUGACUCCUCUCAAAUUUCUAAAAAUUCAAACGAACUCUCAUUCAGACUGCCUGCAGAUUGUGAUUUAACCUACACAGAAGACGCUCAAGUUUUGUGGUCAAAUGAAUACUCUUUAUGUGUACCUGAAGAAACAUCAUCCAGUCCAAUUUCUGCUGACGCUUGUUCAAGUGGAGAGAAUUGGUCAAAAUUAUUUGAUGAUGUUACUAAAAAUUGUAAAAAACAGUAUGCAAAUGCAAAAGAUGAAAUAGCGAAUAUUGCUAAGACUUAUUUUGCUCUGAAAAACAUGGAAAGUGAGCUUAUUGCUCAAUCCCCUGUUCCAAUUGAUCCAUGUCCAACGAUGACUGAGCUAGUAGGCGAGAAUUGGAGGCUGGAAGAUUUUGGCUGUGAUGUGUUGAUGUAG